Mandrillus leucophaeus (drill) is the source of this 1679-nucleotide messenger RNA. RefSeq names its product ubiquitin related modifier 1 (gene URM1). Gene Ontology annotation, molecular function: protein tag activity. Bases 17 to 340 code for a protein of 107 amino acids. Gene Ontology annotation, biological process: tRNA thio-modification; protein urmylation. Gene Ontology annotation, cellular component: cytoplasm; nucleus. NCBI's taxonomy places the organism in Eukaryota, Metazoa, Chordata, Mammalia, Primates, Cercopithecidae. The transcript has 4 exons. The record is from RefSeq and is a predicted model, not a curated record.
GCUCGGCUUCCUCAACAUGGCAGCGCCCUUGUCAGUGGAGGUGGAGUUCGGAGGUGGUGCGGAGCUCCUGUUUGACGGUAUUAAGAAACAUCAAGUCACUUUGCCUGGACAGGAGGAACCCUGGGACAUCCGGAACCUGCUCGUCUGGAUCAAGAAGAAUUUGCUAAAAGAGCGGCCAGAGUUAUUCAUCCAGGGAGACAGCGUGCGGCCAGGAAUUCUGGUGCUGAUUAACGAUGCCGACUGGGAGCUACUGGUCAGUACCUCGGGUGACAUCCCUCCCCCAGCCCUUGCCCUUGCUGCUUCAGUGGGAAAGCCUUGGGCCUCUCUCAGGCACAUAUAGAGUGGCUGGGUGAUCCUCCGCCCCACUCCAGCCCCACGCUGAGGCUGCUGGAGUCUCUCACUCCCGGUGAGGAAGGGAUGGGUAGCUGGGGACGCGGGAGCAGCCCUCCAUCCUGAAGAUUUGCAGGUUGAGGUGUAGGAUACCCAUUUUUCUGGUACAGUCUGUCUCUUCCAGAGCAGCCAGUCCUCAGCCCCUGCUCUCCCAACUCCUGGGGUGGAACCGGGAAGGUAGCCCUGAGGGUCUCCCACUCCCCUCUGUCCCGCACCAGGGUGAGCUGGACUAUCAGCUUCAGGACCAGGACAGCGUCCUCUUCAUCUCCACUCUGCACGGCGGCUGAGGGCCCUUCUCUGGGCCUGGGCACCCUUAGAGCGGAGAACGAAGCAAUCAGACAUCCCCUUGGGCCCUGCUUCCAGGUCUCCCUGUCCCCCUUGCCUGUCUUCUUCCCUGCUCUGUCCCCCAAGCUCCCUCCAGGCAGGGAAAAGAGGCCAGGUGCUAAAAAUGAGCCUUUCUCAAGCACGUGAGCAGGGGAAGGCAGACAGGCACCAGAGCCCAGCACUCCCUUUUCCAGCAGCUGUGAUGGGGGAGGGUGCCCCUCUGGUUUGUCAAGAGUGGAAGGAGGCUCUGUGGCCAGGUGACCUGGCUGCCUUCCACUCCUUGUACCUCAGUCUAAACAUGGAGUGGCCGCUGACAAGGUGCUCCAGCCCCAGAGCCAGCAUCUUCAUGGGGAAGAUGAAUGGACCUGAGUAGCUGAAGGAAGGCCCCUCCCUACCCAAAGAUUGGAGGCUUCUCAGCCUCAAUUUCCCUGUCUGGACAGCUGAGGGCUCUGCCUGUCCCCCACUGCUAUCAGUAUGGAACCCCAGCUGGGGUCCCCUAUUCAGUGCUGACUCCCCCGAGCCAGCAGCUGCUCCUCCAGCCACACCCCUCCUUCUGCUCCCCCCACCCCUAGCCCUUGACCCUGGCUGGCCUACCCCCCUCCACAGGCCACCAGAUGGGCUCCUGAGACCCUCCCCAGGCUGCUUACAGCUCAUUCUGCUGGGGGUAGAGAUGAGGGGAGGGAGUAAGUUAAACCUUGGAGUAGCAAGUAGAAGCCUGGGGGGGAUCUGUGUGCCUCAGUUUCCUCCUCUACAACUGAAUAUUUAUAGUGGCUGAAAACUGGGGAGAUACCUGAUGGUGCAGAUGUCCAUUUUCUCUCCCCACCUCCUGCAGGAAGCAGGAGGGGGCAGGCAGCACCUGGUAGGCAGAGUGGUUUGCUCCCCCUCCCCUUCCCUUCUGGAAGUCUUGGGGCCUCAGUGCUUGCAACAGCCGGCCUUGUGCAAAUAAAAGACUAGGUUGUUUACUA